Helianthus annuus (common sunflower) is the source of this 2365-nucleotide messenger RNA. RefSeq names its product primary amine oxidase. The transcript has 5 exons. Gene Ontology annotation, biological process: amine metabolic process. The record is from RefSeq and is a predicted model, not a curated record. Bases 89 to 2224 code for a protein of 711 amino acids. NCBI's taxonomy places the organism in Eukaryota, Viridiplantae, Streptophyta, Magnoliopsida, Asterales, Asteraceae. Gene Ontology annotation, molecular function: primary methylamine oxidase activity; copper ion binding; quinone binding.
ACAUACUACCUGGGACCUCCUAUUUAUCGUAUCUUCAUCAUUGUAGAGAGAGAGAGUGUGUGUGUGAGAGUGAGUGAGUGAUUGAUUGAUGAAGAUACCUUAUUGUAUCCAAUUAUUCAUCAUCAUCUCCAUAGCAGUUUUCAUAUAUGUAUAUUCAAGAAACCAACAUCUUAAUUUCGGCUGCCGGAAAACCAAUCUCCGAUCACGCUCAACCAUCGACACUCCGGUCCACAAUUCCGACCACCACUUCACAGACACCCCACUUCACCCACUCGACCCGUUAACCAUACCCGAAAUCAACAAGAUCCGAUCCAUUCUCUCGGCAUACGAACCCUUUUCAUCGUCCUUCCCCUCCAUCAACACUCUCUCGUUAGACGAACCCGACAAAUGUCAAGUACUCGCUUGGAAACCAGGCGACCCACUUCCGCCCCGAAGAGCAUCGGUCAUAUCGUUUUUAGAUGGGCAAACGCAUCUUCUAACCGUUGAUUUGGACCUCGCUGUUGUUACAGGCGAUGUUGUUAACGUCGGGUCAGGUUACCCGAUGUUAACAACUGAGGACCUCACAACGGCUUUAGAGGUCCUUUUAACAAACUUGGACUUUAACAAGUCCAUUUUGGCUAGAGGGGUGGACUUUAACGAUUUGGUAUGCAUCCCACCUUCAUCGGGCUGGUUUGGCCCGGAUGAGGAUGGAAAAAGAAUCGUUAAAGUCCAGUGUUUUUCUAGCCAAAACACUCCUAACUAUUACAUGAGGCCCAUAGAAGGGCUCAGAGUAACCGUGGAUGUAGACAAACGAGAGAUCGUCAAAAUAACUGACACUGGUCGAGACAUUCCUAUACCAGAAGGAACUAAUACUGAUUACCGGUACACGACAAGAAGCCCGUUUUCGGAUAUGACCCCGGAAACUAACCCUAUGUCUAUGGAACAACCCAAAGGGCCCAGUUUCACUGUAGAAAAUGGGCAUACAGUGAAAUGGGCCAAUUGGGUUUUUCACAUAAAGCCUGAUAUACGGGCGGGGAUAAUAAUAUCCCAGGCCAUGAUUCGGGCUGAGAACGGGGAGUAUAGAAGUGUGAUGUACAAAGGGUUUGCGUCAGAACUUUAUGUACCGUAUAUGGACCCGGAUCAAGGUUGGUACUAUAAGUCGUAUAUGGAUGCAGGUGAAUUCGGGCUCGGUGCAACCGCUAUGCCCCUUGUGGAACUGAAUGAUUGCCCAAGAUACUCGUAUUAUAUGGACGGGGUGUUUGCGAGCGCCGAUGGUCGACCGUUCAUUCAGCCCAAUAUCAUUUGUAUAUUUGAACGUUUCACCGGAGAUAUUGGUUGGAGGCAUUCAGAAAUUCCGGCAAUGGGUUUCGAUAUAAGAGAAUCAAGGCCAAAGACGACACUAGUUGCUCGAAUGGUUGCAUCCGUUGGAAAUUACGAUUAUAUUUUUGAUUGGGAAUUUCAAACCGAUGGUUUAAUCCGUAUUAAGGUGGGUCUAUCGGGAAUGCUAAUGGUGAAAGCAACUCCAUACGAAAACAUAUACAAUAUCUCCAACACUGACGAUAUGAGCGGGCCACUAGUCUCAGAAAACGUCAUCGGUGUUGUUCAUGACCACUUCAUCUCAUUUCACCUUGAUAUGGACAUCGACGGCCCGAACAAUUCAUUUGCCGAGGUCAAUUUGGUCAAAGAAGAAACGCGACCGGGUCAAUCUCCUAGAAAAAGUUACUUAAAAGCGAUUAGAAAAGUGGCAAAGACCGAAGACGAUGCGAAGAUCAAGCUUAAACUAUAUGACCCAUCUGAGUUUCAUGUUUUUAACCCGGCCAAGAGGUCAAGACUGGGUAAUCCGACUGGUUACAAGAUCGUGCCUGGUGGGACUGCGGCUAGCUUGCUUGAUCUUGAUGAUCCACCGCAAAUUCGGGCCGCAUUUUCGAAUAAUCAGAUUUGGGUGACUCCACAUAAUAAAAGUGAAGAAUGGGCUGGUGGGCUUUUGGUGUCUCAAAGUAAAGGAGAUGAUACACUUGCUGUAUGGUCUGCUAGGAAUCGUGAGAUCGAGAACAAGGACAUAGUGUUAUGGUAUACAUUGGGCUUUCAUCAUAUACCAUGCCAAGAGGAUUUCCCGGUAAUGCCGACAGUUUCUUCGAGUUUUGAAUUGAAACCCGUAAAUUUCUUCGAUCGAAAUCCCAUUCUUAAUGCAAAACCGAUCUUUCAAAAGGAUCUACCCGUGUGUUCUGCUACUAGCUCGUAUUGAUGCAUGUCGGACUUUUUGAUUCAGAAUUCCACACUUAGUUUAUCCUUGAAGUUCAUUUAGAAAAUAUAUGUUUCAAUUAUGUAUCAUUCGCUAUAGAUUAACGUGUUAAAUCAAAAGUUUGAAUUUAAAUAUCCUUUGAUA